Messenger RNA from Knipowitschia caucasica, 384 nucleotides. The record is from the annotation of a GenBank genome assembly. Lineage: Eukaryota; Metazoa; Chordata; Actinopteri; Gobiiformes; Gobiidae.
AUGACACCUGACGACCUGGUGGAAGAGGAAAAUUGUGUUUGUGUUCCUAACGAUGUUUCAGUGGCAGUUCUUCCAUCUUCAGUGACACUCGACGUCCUGUUGGUGGAGCAGAACUCUUUUGCUUUGGAGCGAUCAGUGGGAGAUCCUGUGCACCCGGUGGUGGGUUCUUUAAAACGUUGUCCGUUCUGGUGGAAGCGUGGGUGCUUCAGCCCACCGUGCAAGCGACACUGGGACGGCACGGUGGAGACCCAAAGUCCCAGGGCCAACUGUAUUUUGGAGAGGCCCAGUGGCCCUGUGGCUGGAACAUCCUUUGAGCUGCUAAGAGUACACCCCUGCACCAUGCCACGCCUCCUCAUCAAUGGACCUUCUUCAGCUGGGAGCUGA